Cuscuta campestris is the source of this 1889-nucleotide messenger RNA. The record is from the annotation of a GenBank genome assembly. NCBI's taxonomy places the organism in Eukaryota, Viridiplantae, Streptophyta, Magnoliopsida, Solanales, Convolvulaceae.
GCUUCCCCCAACUUCGAGUUUCCCUUUGGGAAUGAUUCUCUCCAGCUGUGUGUUUGUGCACAGCAUAUAGAUACAUACACGCAGGUUGCAGAAGGCCGGAGAAAGCCGGCAAUCUGUGGAAGCAGAGCGGCGGCGGUAGAGGCGAGAGAAAUGCCGGCCGAGAAGCGGUACUCAUCGGAUUACCAUGACGGGGAUGAGGACGGAAGCUUGCAUCAGACUCAACACCGCCGCAAUCAGAGCCGCCGCCCUGGAAAGCAAUCUGUACGUAGUGGCUGCGGCGGCGAACAGGGCCGAGCUGCGGAGGAAGUCGAGCGAAUCCAGCAGGGGGCGGAGCAGCUUCAGCAGGAGGAGCAGUCGCCCAAUCGUGAUCAGGAAUCAAUCAAGCAAUCUUCUGGGGAUGAUUCUGAUGAGACUGGAACUGAUCCUGAAGACUUUGACGAGCUGAUAUCUGUUUCACGAUCUGCAAUCCGUGGAAAUGUUCAAUGCCCUAUAUGCCUAGGUAUCAUCAAGAGAACCCGCGUUGUGAUGGGAUGCCAGCAUCGUUUUUGCAAGGAGUGCAUUGACAAGUCAAUGAGAUUGGGGAACAAUGAGUGCCCCGCUUGCCGCAUACACUGUGCUAGUAGGCGUUCAUUGAGAGACGAUCCGCGCUUUGAUGCACUUAUUAAGGCAAUAUUUCCAGAUGUUGAGAAGUAUGAAGAGGAGGAACUUGUGUUUCAUGAAGAGGAGAGGGCACUUAAUCAACAGAUCCAGGCAUCCAUUGCCCAAGUUUGUCAAAGACAGUCAGAAGCAUUAAUCAAGAGGCGGAAAUUGAACAAAGAACUGAAUACAUCAUCUACACUGAGAGAAUACCGCAAUUAUAGGAAUGCUUAUUCAAGAAGACGAAGGAGAAGCAUGCAUACGACAGAACUUCAACAAUCUGAGCAUAAUGAGAGUGAAGGAGAUCCUGACCAUAAAUCUCAGACUGAUGAGCAUGGAGCCCCAGCCAAGGCCAGGAGGAGGGCCUUAGGAACUCCAUCCAACCACACUUGUCCAUCGCCAUCAGCCCCAAUCCACCAAGAAGGGGAUAUAUACAUGGAAAAUUCAUAUGAAAGAAUCAGGAGAGAAACCCAAGAUGAGGAUUCCCCUAUAAUAAAGCCGGAAGCAUUUACCUGGGGAAGAGGUGGCAUGAGGAGUCAUGUCCGACAUGGCAGUUCCAGUAGCAGCAAAAAUGUGCGUGCCAACCAGCUAUCCAAGUUAACUGAUUGUCUUAAGACCGGACCACAGAUAAAUGAAAGCCAGCAAGAUGCCCACGGCCAGCUUGUUUCUUGCAAUGCAGAAGACAAGCCGAGCUUGGAAAAGCCCUCCCCUUAUUGCGAUUCAAGUUUGUCAAUUAAUGACAUCCCAGAACAUGAAAUUGCUGGUGAGGUGAAACCACCGGCAGAAUAUAUCGUAGAAAUUCCAUUGGAGGAGAAAUGCAAUGAGCGAGGGGCCGCUCUGAACUCAUCAAACACGAUCAGCCAGCUGCAAAGCUUGCAAGGCGAAGAAACUCUGGCCGAGAUUAAAUCCAACUACUACCAUUCUAAUCAGGAUCUGACCAUGGGAUACAUGCAAAAGAAGAGCAACAUAUGCAUCUUGGAUUAGCUAGCUAGCUUGCUUGCAGAUCACGGCCGGGUCAGCACAAUACAAACAUUAUGGACUGGCUUUAAUUUACUUUCUUUCUUUUUUCUAUGGCUGCAACCGAUCGCGGGGAUCUGCCUCGGUUUCAGUUUCCAAGCAAUAUAAGUAUAAAGUAUAUAUAUAUAGUUUGCUGUGUUUUUGUUUUGUUUGGUUGUGUUCUUGGUUUGUGUUUGCUUUUGUUGUAUUUAGUUGUUCCUUGUUCUUGAUGGAAAUAGCUACUAGGCUGCCUUUUU